Messenger RNA from Sporothrix brasiliensis 5110, 2160 nucleotides. RefSeq names its product amino-acid N-acetyltransferase. The record is from RefSeq and is a predicted model, not a curated record. Lineage: Eukaryota; Fungi; Ascomycota; Sordariomycetes; Ophiostomatales; Ophiostomataceae. Gene Ontology annotation, cellular component: mitochondrial matrix. Gene Ontology annotation, molecular function: arginine binding; L-glutamate N-acetyltransferase activity, acting on acetyl-CoA as donor. The transcript has 3 exons. Gene Ontology annotation, biological process: L-arginine biosynthetic process. The coding region runs from base 1 to 2160 and encodes 719 amino acids.
AUGGUUUUGCGAGCUGCCGUAUGGAAACAGGCCGUUUUUGCCCCGAUUCGUACCAAAAAGACAUGGACGCGGUGGAAGGGCUCUGCCGCGGGGCCGGCUGCUUCGGCGCCUAAGCAGCCCGGAAACAACAGCCGGCAGUCGACCACAGGGUCCGUGUCCUCGUCUUCUUCCUCGUCUGCGGAGAAGAAAGUCGACCUGACGUCGCUUUACACCUCAAUAUCCCGCAAUGAGAAGCACAAGAAGUCCCAAGAAAGGACGUUUGGCAACGGCACGUCCAAGGGUGCGCCUAAGAGCGCGGCCGGCGAAUUCCAGAAAACCAAGCAAGAUGUACCAACGCAAGCAAACCCACAGGCACCGGUACCCGAUGGCGCAUACUACGCCGCCGACAACAUCCGGGCCGUCAGCCAGAGCCCGCAGUUCGUCCAGGGCCCCGGCAGCGAGAGAGUGAAACUGCCCAUGGACGACCAGCCGCACGUCGCUAUUGUCAAGCUCCAAGACGCCGACACCAUCGACGACGUGACGCUCGAGGGACUGGCCAAGACGUUUGUUCAGCUGCGUGCGCUGGGUCUCGUCAGUGUUAUUGUCGUUGGCCGCACACAGCCGACCAGCGGCGAUGGACCCGGCUGGUUCGACUACGUGACCCACACAACACUGCGUGUUGCCGCGGCCAUUGACAAGUACAACGAACCCGUCACAUCCCUCGUCGACUCGGCCGUCGGUCUCGGCGACAGCAAACCAGCCCAACGCGACCAGCACGCUCGGCUCAGCGGAUCGGCUUUCACGCCCGGGCAGGUUUACAUUGAUGGCGAAGAGAAUCUUUUACGGCCCCUGCGAAAGGGCGACAUUGUCGUUAUCCCGCCGUACGCCUUCUCGACGACCAAGUCGGAAGCGAAGCUGGUCAACACAGACGACAUUGUUCUGGCUUUGACGCGGUACUUUGCCGGCAUGCAGCAACAGACCGACAUUGAUUCUUCAGAAGCAACAACAAAACAGAGUGGACGAACGGGCGCCAUUGCAUCGGUCGACCGCGUCAUCGUGAUCGACCCCAUUGGCGGAACCCCGACAGCACUGCGGCCCAACGGUGCACACGUCUUCCUCAACCUCGAGGAAGAGUACCGGUCGGCUAAGAAGGCGGUCGAUGUCAUGGCCGACAAGUCGAUGCUCAAGGUAGCAGACGGACAAUCCCUCCACGUGGUCAGCGAGGGCCACAAGGCCAACCUGGACAUUGUGCGCAACACGCUGGCCCUGCUGCCCUCGUCAUCGUCUGCGCUGCUGACCACGCCGGCCGAAGCGGCCAACCUUGUUUCGCACGAGCGCAGCGCUGCCGACGACGCGGACGACGUGUUUGGCUACGUGGGCAGCGUUGGCACCCGCCGCAGCCAGAAUCCGCUCAUUCACAACCUCUUGACCGACCGGCCAGUCUACUCGUCGUCGCUGCCGAUUGGCCGCAUCAAGCCACGGCCGAAGCGGAGCGCGACCACCAUCACCACCUCGGCUACCGACGAGCCGCCCAUGUCGCAGACAACCCUCCUCAAGAGGGGUAUGCCCUUGACCAUCUACCCAGACCCGUACAAAGCGCCCUGGACGCCGCCACAGCCGGGUGCGCCCCGCCUCCACCUCACCGACACCUGCAUCGACCUGCCCCGCCUCGUCCACCUCAUCGAAGACUCGUUCAACCGCAAGCUCGACGUCCAGGACUACCUGAGCAGGGUCGAAAACUCCUUGGCCGGUGUCAUCAUUGCCGGCGAGUACGAGGGCGGCGCCAUCCUGACGUGGGAGCGCCCCGCCGGGCUCGACGAAGAGACGGCCUACCGCACCGGCCGCCUCGUGCCGUACCUCGACAAAUUUGCAGUGCUCAAAAAGAGCCAGGGCGCCGGCGGCGUGGCCGACAUUGUCUUUACGGCCAUGGUGCGCGACUGCUUCCCCGAGGGCGUGUGCUGGCGCAGCCGCAAGGACAACCCGGUGAACCGCUGGUACUUUGAGCGGUCGCGGGGAACGUGGAAGCUGGGCGGUGUGAACUGGACCAUGUUCUGGACGACGCCCUGGGGGGCGCCAUCGGUUGUGACGGCGGGCGUCGACGAUCAGCGUAUCUGGGACUAUGCGAGCGUGUGUCGGGGUGUAGAGCCGUCGUGGGCGGACCAGAAGCACAUUUUGGAUUAG